Molecule: messenger RNA, 906 nt
Organism: Haemonchus placei
Lineage: Eukaryota; Metazoa; Nematoda; Chromadorea; Rhabditida; Trichostrongylidae
Source: the annotation of a GenBank genome assembly
AUGAAUUUAUUGGGUAUCAUAAGGGAGUAUUGGGCCCUGAUAAGUUUCAUCGGGAUACGCCAAGCAUGCACCUUCGAUUCAAAAUCGUCAAACAUAUAUAGAUACACGAUUAUUCGCCACUAUCAAACCCGCACCGGUUAUCUCUUUUGUUGUAAGUUUGAUACAGUUAAGCUACCAUUAAGAGCCUCAGCGAUUAGGGUAGAAUUUGUUUCCACCGGACGUGCAGUUGAUAAGCGAGGAUUUUCGCCACUGACUGGCUCCGCUCUGAUUCUAUCCACUCCACUAUCAAUAAGUUUUGCCAUUUUCAGAUCCCAUAGCGCAGGAGCAGAUGCAAACCUUAUCAUAGAAUUACCGUCGUCAUCCGACAUGCGUGCCUUCAAUUUGAUGAGUGCGCGUGAUGCAACGGGAAAUUCUAACGUGAAGUUUCUUCGUGCAACGAAACGCUUUUUCAAGAAGAUUUAUUCGACGGCCACGCUGCCGAAUAAGAAAUCACAGGAAGCCGAAUCACAGCUACAGAAGUCGCAACAGUUCUUUGACAUCGGUUUCCAUACACCUGCGCUCACGGAUGAGCGAGAUUUUUCACGAAUAGAAGAGUUUCACAACUACGGACAGACCUACAUCGAUACCUGUUAUCCGGACAGUGGGCUUGAUAUGGACAGGUCAUCCACACCGGAUCAGUCAAUGGGAUCAAUGACGGUUACAGUGACGUCAUCGGAAUCAGGUCGUGAAGAUCGUUGUGAUGAUCUGUUCGAAACGCUCCGAAGAGAAAUGCAUGCGAUGCGCGCACGCGACGCGGCUAUAUUGGCCGAUUUACAUCGUGUUGAAUCGCAAAUUCAGAGCGUUAAAUUGGCUCGCCUUGGUAUCUAUGGUGCAUCUCCGCAACCCGUACAAAGCCUUCCAAUCUGA